Molecule: messenger RNA, 409 nt
Organism: Pelobates cultripes (western spadefoot toad)
Lineage: Eukaryota; Metazoa; Chordata; Amphibia; Anura; Pelobatidae
Source: the annotation of a GenBank genome assembly
UUUCUUGAAAGUGUUGGCUUUGUCAAUGUUGACGCUCAGGACCGGACAGAUCAAUUUGUACAAGUCCUUAAUGUGGAACUUAAACGGACGCAGGAGAUCAAGGAGGACUUUUUAAAGGUAAGGGCUCUAGCAGCAGUUAUGAGUAAGACACGUCUGUAUUUUGUGAUUGGAAGAAAUACUGGCACUUUUUGGGUUGUUGGGACCUGACUUUUCUAAAGCUGACAACAUAGCCUUUUUAAAUAAGUAUCUAACCUUUUUUUUUCUCAACCUUAUCUUGCUGUAGAGUUUCUCUGAAGAGGACUAUACCUACAUUAUUGAUGGUUGGAAAGAAAAACUGCAUCGUUGCAGUCUGGGAGACCAGCGCUGGGGCUUGUUCUAUGCAGAGAAACCACGUGACACAAUCUUAUAA